AUGCAUCACACGAUGCAGUCCGAUUUCGAAACUGAGUUUGAAGAUCUUCCCUGCAUACACUUUUUCGGUCAUAUGCAAUUUUCUGAGGAGGCGCAUCACAUCUACGAAAAAGUUCAAGUUAUUGAAAAGAUUACUGGAUGCGUAACGAUAUAUCGAUCCAAUCUGGUACAUGCAAAUUUUCCCCAACUCAAAGAAAUUGUCCACGAUGAAAAUUUCUGUGACUUGGACUAUGCUCUAAGAAUUAUAGGAAACCAAAAACUCAAAUCGAUCACAUUUCAUAAGGAUUUCAGUAUACAAUCAGAUAAAGUUUUUAUAAGUGUAAAUCCUCUUUUGGAACAUAAUGGGACUUCAGUGAAUGACACGAUUUUUGACUUUUCACCAACGGACGGAGACUGCCUUCAGGAGCAAGUUCUGACAGAACAACAGUGCAAGCGUAUUGUUGGCGAUGUUACUUACGAAGACUAUCUACUUGAAGCGUUUAAACGCGAUCCACCGGUAGAAAUUCAUGGAAUGUUGAUUUUUGAGGAUAGGGAUGACAUAAAUUUAUUGGCACUUGAGAAUGUAACAGUCAUUGCGCAUGGAACUCCUGCUAUAGUCAUUAGCAAUAAUGCGAAUCUCGUUGAUAUCAGUGGAUUACUUUCCAUAAAAAUUAGUGGACGAGAGCCAUUAUUGGAAAUUUCGGACAAUGAUAAAAUAUGUGCUCCUAUUGAAUUGCGAAAUAAAGUUAAACAAUUAGCUCAGAAGGAUGUGCUUUUUGACAAAAGUUGUUUGAAGUCAUGUGAGGGAGGAGUCGUAGACCAUUGGUUCCUGCAAGAAUUCAGCAAUCUGAAGGAUUGUCGUGUAAUCAUUGGCAAUUUAAUGAUUAUGGGUUUUAAUGAAGGCUUUGCGGGGUUAGAGGAGCUGAACAGGAUUGAAAAGAUCGAACAUGGUGCCCUUAUCUUCCAGCAUAACACAGGUUUCAAGAACAUAUCGUUUUUAAACAACUUGGAGGAAAUUUCGUAUCCUGAAUCUGAGGAACCAGUCUUACAAAUUGCCAAUAACUAUGGUAUGGAGUCCAUUGGCCUUCCAGCCUUGAAAAGUGUGGAUGCUGCAGACCCUGACAAAGCCAUCGAAAUCUUUACCUAUGAAGAUGUGUCAGAUUGGGAAAAAAAACGAUUCAAAUCGAUUGCUCUGAAGAGGGACGUUUUCAAUAUUGGGCAUAAACCCAUCAAAAAGAAACGUAGAAUCUACGAGACCUAUGAAAACAAUACAGUUUUGGGUACGUAUUUCUUUUUUUUGGCGAAGUAUCUCUUCUCCUCGAAGUCGUUGGAUAUGUGA
Strongylus vulgaris is the source of this 1317-nucleotide messenger RNA. The record is from the annotation of a GenBank genome assembly. NCBI's taxonomy places the organism in Eukaryota, Metazoa, Nematoda, Chromadorea, Rhabditida, Strongylidae.